AUGCACGCCCGCCUUGACGACGUCCGCGCCCACGUUUCUGACAUUGACUUCAACGCUCGACUGUCGAUCUUCGCCAUCGUCGCGAAGGACGAGCUGGAGGGCAUCCGCGCGCGCGGCUGGGACCUCUCCUUCACCAAGACGACCGACCAGUCGUCCUCCCGCCCUCGCUCACGGCCAUGUCCGAGUCGCGGACGUCACCCCCAUCGUCUGACUACUGCUGCUACACUACCCCUGAUCCAAGCCGCCUUCCACUGGCAGCUCGUCGACACGAUCGCGGGCGAGGACAAGGCGACCGGGAUACGCGGAGGCCUCGGCGCGCAGCUCAGACCCGAGACGAAGAACAAGCCGAAGAAGGUGCGCGAAGAGAUUGUGACGCAGAAUAGUGAGGAGGCGAAGCGCGAGCAGAAGGAGGAGGAAGAGGAGAAGCGCGCAGCGGCGAAGCGGAAGGUGGAGGAGGACCGUCUGAGCAAGUUGAGUGCGCUCCCGAGCGCCGAGACGUAUGUUCACCGUGCAGGCCGUACCCGCCGUGCCAAGGAGCUCAUGUAUGAGCUGUUGAUAUCAUAG
Fomitopsis serialis is the source of this 564-nucleotide messenger RNA. RefSeq lists its product as uncharacterized. Lineage: Eukaryota; Fungi; Basidiomycota; Agaricomycetes; Polyporales; Fomitopsidaceae. Gene Ontology annotation, cellular component: endoplasmic reticulum. Gene Ontology annotation, biological process: endoplasmic reticulum calcium ion homeostasis. Gene Ontology annotation, molecular function: calcium ion binding. The record is from RefSeq and is a predicted model, not a curated record. The coding region runs from base 1 to 564 and encodes 187 amino acids. The transcript is spliced from 3 exons.